Molecule: messenger RNA, 3450 nt
Organism: Anopheles cruzii
Lineage: Eukaryota; Metazoa; Arthropoda; Insecta; Diptera; Culicidae
Exons: 5
Coding region: 1-3039 (1012 amino acids)
Biological process (GO): iron ion transport
Cellular component (GO): plasma membrane
Molecular function (GO): copper ion binding; oxidoreductase activity
Source: RefSeq, a predicted model, not a curated record
AUGCCGCUAAACGGAAGUCGAAACGGACAGCGUACGGCAGCGAUUGGCCUGUCGCUGGCCACAAUCCUGGCACUGAUGGUCCGCAUCUGCCACGGUCAAUCCAUUGCCUCAGAUUGUGACAUCACCAAGUGCCAACCAUUGUCCAAUAUAUCGGAGGUAUCACUGGAACCGGGCCAGCGAAUUCGCCGUGAGUUGGACACGUGCUGUGAGGUACUGCGGCUGUACUGCGACCCUGCUGGCUGUCCACCGGCCGUGGACUUUUGCGAUACCGCCCGAACCAUCCGACCGACGGCGGUCCAGGGAAGAUGCUGUACCCUUCAUCGUUGUGAUAACCACUGUGAGGUGAUGGGCCGCGAUGGGCUGCCCACGAGCCGGUUCGUUGGCGACAAGUGGUUCCACAUGGUUAACGGGACGACGUGCGUGAACUACGAAUGUUUACGGAACGAGGCAAACGAAACGUUUAUCAACUCCAUUGCGAUACAAUGUAACACCGUCUGUCCGGAGGGUUUCGAGCCACUGCUCAGUGAUCAGCACUGCUGUCCCCAGUGCGUUCAGGCGCAGUGCAAGUUCGACGACCGACUCUACCGGGAGCGGGAAUCCUGGGAAAGCCCCGACGGGUGUCUGGUGUACCGUUGCGUGAGAGAGAACGGGUUCCUCUCGAUCAGCUCCAGUCGGAAACGGUGUCCGGCGGUCGUUGGGUGCCCGGAGGAGAGCAUCGUCGAGAGCGGCUGCUGUAGGGUGUGUAACUACACGGCGGAGGCACCCGGCCCAACGUCGGUGCCUGCCUCUUCGGAGGAAGAACGCGCCGACAUCGAUUACUUUAGCGAACAAACGUACCGAGAGCAUCCGUGUCGGCGGGAGUGCACGUUGGGACGCAAGCCCGAGACCUGCCACUAUCGCUUCCGGCUCGAGUGGUACCGGACGCUAAGCAAGGCGUGCUACAACUGCCCGUACAAUGCGACCGACUGCGACCGGCCACACUGCGUGGCGGGUGACGGGGUGCGGCGGAACGUGGCCGUCAUCAACCGCAUGAUGCCCGGGCCGGCGAUCGACGUGUGCGAGAACGACAUCAUCGUGGUGGACGUGGAGAACCAUCUGAUGGGCGAAAGCACCACCAUCCACUGGCACGGACUGCACCAGCGCCGCACGCCGUACAUGGACGGAGUGCCGCACGUCUCCCAGUGUCCGAUCAGCCCCGGCACCACCUUCCGGUACACGUUCCGGGCGGACAACCCCGGGACGCACUUCUGGCACUCGCACACCGGCAUGCAGCGGGGCGACGGGGCCUUCGGGGCGCUGAUCAUACGCAAGGACAACGACGUCCACGAGCUGCUGUACGACCUCGACCUACCGGAGCACGUGAUCACGGUGCAGGACUGGGGCCACGAGCAGGGUGUUUCACUGUUUGCGUCCCAUCACCACUCGACCGGCGACAAUAAGCCACCGAACUUGCUGAUCAACGGUCGCGGGAAGUACUUCCAGAGAUUUCCCAAGGCGAAUCCCACGCCCUUGGCAACCACAACUCUGGAGCCUCCCACAACCACUCCCGCGGAGGCCACAACUUACGAGGAAGUGGUCGAGGAUUCGACAACGGAAGAAACAACGACAAUGACUGCGCCCCAGCUGUCCGUCGAGGCGGUCGAGGAUGAGUCGGAGUUACUGCAGGCCAGCAGUGGCAAUGGGCUGAAGACGGUGCUAAGAUCCCCGACGGAGGUACACCGGCACCGGACUAAGCGACAGUCACGGACCGUCAAUUUCAACGCCAUCGUCGUGCCCGAAUCCCGCCACAUUCCGCUGGCGGUGUUCAGCGUGGACAGGGGCCGACGCUACCGGUUCCGGUUGAUCAACGCCGAGUUCCUCAACUGCCCGGUGGAGCUGUCGAUCGAGAAUCACCUCAUCACGGUGAUCGCGUCGGACGGGUUCGGGAUUCAGCCCGUCGAAGACCUCGGCUCGUUUGUCAGCUACGCCGGUGAGCGGUUCGAUUUCGUGGUGAAAGCAAACCAACCUAUCGACAACUACCUGAUACGGUUCCGGGGGCUGAUGGAUUGUGAUGAGCGGUUCACGUCGGCGUACCAGUUCGCGGUGCUGCGCUACCGGGGCGCUCCCGAGGACCAGGAGUACGAGUCGUGGCCACCGUAUGACUACGAGGCCCCAGGGUUGCAGCUGAACUCACUGAACGCUGGGCCGGGCGCGGAGAAUGUUGUCACGAUCGCGGAAACCAACGCAAUCCAGCAGGAGGACCUGCUGUUGCUGCGCAACGAGACGGACUACAAGUUCUACGUCUACUACGAUUUCUACGGCAAAGACAACCCGCACUUCCACGUGCCGAACCUGUACGGGUUCGGGCAGGUGGUCAACAACACGAACCGGCUGUACACGCCGCAGCUGAACCACAUCUCGAUGCGGAUGCCGCCGGUCCCGUUCCUGCCCGGCAAGGAUCUGCUCGACGAGGCCGCGUUCUGCAACGAGACGAGCCUGCGGCGGCAAGGCCGCGACUGCCGGCGCGAGUUCUGCGAGUGUAGCCACGUGGUGCAGAUUCCGCUCCACGCGACCGUCGAGAUGGUCAUGAUCGACGAGGGUCUCACGUUCGACGCGAACCACCCGUUCCAUCUGCAUGGGCACGCCUUCCGGGUGGUGGGCAUGGACCGCGUCAGCCGCAACACCACGAUCGAGGACAUUCGGCGCAUGGACGAGCAGGGCCUUCUGCGGAGGCGGUUCAAGAGAGCCCCGCUCAAGGACACGGUCACGAUCCCGGACGGAGGCUACACCAUCAUUCGCUUCAUCGCCAACAAUCCCGGUUACUGGCUGUUCCACUGUCACAUCGAGUUUCACGCCGAAAUCGGGAUGUCGCUGGUGCUGAAGGUGGGCGAUCGGUCGGAGAUGAAGCCACCACCGGCCAACUUCCCCACGUGUUACGACUACAAACCCGAGCUUGGCCAGCUCGGCGGAGGGGCUCGGCCGACGGUGCGCUCUGGACACUGGCUUCCGGUGCUCCUGUCCGUGUUGCUGGCUGCCAAACUGUCGACCGUCGGCGCGUGAGCGACGUGGCGGGCCUUUUUGUGAUAGGAUGUGAUGAAGCGAGUAUUAAUGAGUACACUCCCGGCCACGGAAGGGUACCCUGUUAACUUAUGACUCAUUUUCUAGUGCGUAAGAUACGGAGCAAACGCUCACUGUACAAAAAUGCGAGAGAUGUGUCCACUUUUAUGGUGUAUGGACAGGAAUAAAGUGGACAGGAAACAGUCCCAAAGAAGCGCGGUGCGUCCCGGUGUUCUGUGCCCUUCCCGCCGACAGCGAAUCGGGGGACACUUUCGUCUGCUUUUGACACGCCCAUUCCCAUUCGCUGCUGCCACCGUCGUCAACGUCAACCUCCUGCGGAGAGAGGAAGCGACUUCUCUGCUCCGUGCCUGCGUCCUGCGGCAAGUGCGAGACCGUUGGCCGAGAAAAGGGUUC